AUGGCGACCUCUCUGUCCACCCAACACGCUGAGCUGUGGCAGUCGAGCGGAAUGCUUGAAGCGGCCAUCGGGAUAUUUCACCGCGUAUCGGAGAAAGUGGGCAUAGAAUGGGCUCCGAUGAACGUUCCAACAUCGCGCCGCCUACAGACUCUCGGGGCUACGGGCUGGAUAUGCCUGGUGCUUUUCGGGGAAGCGGCCAGCAUCGUGCUGUUCCUCAGCGUCCUUUACUCCUCUCUGUGGUGGCUCGCGCUCUUGUACGCGAUCUGGAUGCUGAGGGACAUCGACACGCCUAACAAAGGUGGCCGCAGGUUCGAAUGGGUGAGGAACUGGUCGUGGUGGCGACACUACCGGGACUACUUCCCGAUCAAGCUAAUCAAGACUGCCGAACUGGAUCCGUCAAAGAACUACCUGUUUGCGUGCUUCCCCCAUGGCGUGGUCUGCGCGGGGGCCUUUGGGGCGUUCGCUACCAACGCUCUCGGCUUCCAUAAGAAGUUCCCCGGGAUGGUGUGCCACAUGAUAACGCUGGGCGGGCACUUCCUCGUGCCCCUGUUCAGGGACCUGGCGCUCGCCCUGGGCUGCUGCUCCUCGUCGCAAGAGAGCCUCCUGCACUUGCUGGACAGGAGGAAACAGAGAGGAAACUGCGUCGCCCUGAUCGUCGGCGGUGCCGCUGAGGCGCUGGACUCGCAUCCGGGCGAGUACAAGGUCAUCCUUACCAGGCGCAAGGGGUUCGUGCGCGUCGCAAUGAAGUCCGGGGCACCUUUAGUGCCAGUGUUUUCCUUCGGUGAGACGGACGUGUUCCGCCCGCUGAACAAUCCACGCGACAGCCUCCUAAGGAGGUUCCAGGAGAAGGUGCGUCAGCUGACAGGCAUAUCGCCUAUGUUCCCCAUAGGCAGGGGCGUCUUCCAGUACUCGUACGGGGUCGUUCCCUUCCGCUCGCCCGUCACCACGGUUGUUGGUGUCCCAAUGGAGGUUGAAAGAAACCUCGACCCCACUGACGAGGAAGUGGACAUUGUGCAUGCGGAGUUCACAAAGCGACUGACAGAGUUGUUCGAGAACGAGAAGGCAAGGUAUUUGAAGGAUCACGAGAAAGUGCAUUUAGUAAUAACU
Molecule: messenger RNA, 1107 nt
Organism: Iphiclides podalirius (scarce swallowtail)
Lineage: Eukaryota; Metazoa; Arthropoda; Insecta; Lepidoptera; Papilionidae
Source: the annotation of a GenBank genome assembly